AUGGAAGGUGAGGCAGAUCGAGGGGAGUGGCUCGUGGCAGUCACCUCGACGGCGUCCUCGCCGUCCACCGCGGUGUCGUCCAAGCACGGCGGCGGCGGCUACAGGAUCGUGGGCGGGCCCAACGGCAAUGCCGUCGCGCCCGCCACCAAGUCCACCAUCGUCGAGACCACCGUCAAGAGGGUUAUCUUCGAUUUCUGGUUCCUGGCGCUCCUCGUCGUCGCGGGGUCAUUCGUCGGCUCCCUACUGUGCUUCCUCAAUGGUUGUGUCUUCAUCAAAGAGGCAUACCGGGUUUACUGGUCGAGCAGCGGCAGCCUGCGCCCUCCCGCGUGCAUGAGAGCCUGA
Messenger RNA from Zea mays, 342 nucleotides. RefSeq lists its product as uncharacterized. The transcript is spliced from 3 exons. Bases 1 to 342 code for a protein of 113 amino acids. The record is from RefSeq and is a predicted model, not a curated record. Lineage: Eukaryota; Viridiplantae; Streptophyta; Magnoliopsida; Poales; Poaceae.